AUGCAGCACUGUGCGGACCACGUAGACUCGAGUCGCUCCUUUGGUGCGCAUGCAGCCCGCGUGCCUUUCCUAACGACGCUGAUCCUGACCUCCUCACUCCUGCCUUGCGAAACGACGCACCAACCAGGCUAUGACGACUCCCGCGGCGAUUACUAUUUGACCAAGCACGACCAUAUUGCGUAUCGGUACGAGGUUCUGGGCCUUCUCGGCAAAGGCUCGUUCGGACAGGUUGUCAGAUGUCUGGAUCACAAGACCAAGAAAACGGUUGCUCUCAAAAUUAUCCGAAACAAGAAGCGCUUUGAAAAGCAGGGCCUGGUGGAGGUCAAAGUUCUGGAGCAGCUCAAGAGCCAGGAUCCCGACGACACCCACAACAUCAUUCACAUUGGCGAAAGCUUCCACUUCCGCGGCCAUCUGUGCAUCACCUUUGAGCUGCUGGGCAUCAACCUGUACGAGUGGCUCAAGGCGGGCAGCUUCCGCGGCGUCCAUCUGGGUGUCGUCAAGAGAUUCACGAUCCAGCUGCUGCAAUGCCUGCUGUUGCUUCAAAAGGAGAAGAUAAUCCACUGCGACUUGAAACCCGAGAACAUCUUGCUUCGGGACCCUGACUUUGACAUGAGCUCGCCCGCCUACGGCAUCAAGGUCAUUGAUUUUGGCAGUAGCUGCCUUGAGCACGAGAAGGUCUACACUUAUGUGCAAAGCCGAUUUUACAGAAGCCCCGAGGUCAUUUUGGGCAUCAGCUACAGCACGGCCAUCGAUAUGUGGUCCCUCGGCUGUAUCCUGGCCGAGCUCUACACCGGCUACCCGCUCUUCCCAGGCGAAAACGAAGAAGAGCAGCUGGCGUGCAUCAUGGAAGUCAAGGGCCUCCCUGACGCAAGCUUUGUUGACUGUGGCAGUCGCAAGAAGAAGUUCUUUGAUAAUGGCCCCAAGCUUAAGCCCAACAGCAAGGGCGUGAUUCGUCGCCCCGGUAACCCGUCCAAGUCUCUUGCCAAGGUCUUGAAGUGCCACGACACUGCCUUUAUCGACUUUAUCGAGCGCUGCCUUAUCUGGGACCCGGACAAGCGCAUGACACCCCAGGAGGGCUUGAACCACGAGUGGAUC
Messenger RNA from Polychytrium aggregatum, 1095 nucleotides. Its product is annotated as kinase-like domain-containing protein. The transcript is spliced from 7 exons. NCBI's taxonomy places the organism in Eukaryota, Fungi, Chytridiomycota, Chytridiomycetes, Polychytriales. Gene Ontology annotation, molecular function: ATP binding; protein serine/threonine kinase activity. The record is from RefSeq and is a predicted model, not a curated record. The annotation marks the transcript as partial. Gene Ontology annotation, biological process: peptidyl-serine phosphorylation; peptidyl-threonine phosphorylation.